Molecule: messenger RNA, 2604 nt
Organism: Closterium sp. Yama58-4
Lineage: Eukaryota; Viridiplantae; Streptophyta; Zygnematophyceae; Desmidiales; Closteriaceae
Source: the annotation of a GenBank genome assembly
AUGAAGAUCCCGCAGAAGAUUCAGGCGGCACUAGAUGAGGGAAGGAAGGUAUUCUCGUUCGAGUACUUCCCUCCCAAGACCGCGGAUGGCGUGGAGAACCUCUUCGAUCGCAUGGAUCGCAUGGUCGCGUACCAGCCUGCGUUCUGCGACAUCACGUGGGGAGCAGGCGGAUCGACGGCGGAUCUCACCCUGGAGAUCGCCACUCGCAUGCAGAACAAUAUCUGCGUGGAGACGUCGAUGCAUCUGACGUGCACCAACAUGCCUGUGGAGCGCAUCGACCACGCGCUCGAGCACAUCAAGGCGGCCGGGCUGCAGAACGUGCUCGCGCUGCGAGGCGACCCCCCGCACGGCCAGGACAAGUUCGUCGCUGCCGAAGGCGGCUUCUCGUGCGCGCUCGACCUGGUGAAGCACAUUCGUGCCAAGUAUGGCGAUUAUUUCGGCAUCACUGUCGCAGGAUAUCCAGAGGCCCACCCUGACGCCAUCAGCGGCCCUGACGGUGCUACGCCAGAGGAGUACCAGAAGGACCUGGAGUACCUCAAGUCCAAGAUGGACGCGGGCGCAGACCUCAUAGUGACACAGCUGUUCUACGAUGUGGACAUCUUCCUCAAGUUCGUCGCGGACUGCCGUGCCAUGGGAGUGAGCGAGCCCAUCAUCCCGGGCAUCAUGCCCAUCACCACCUACAAUGGCUUCAAGAAGAUGACCGCCUUCUGCAAGACCAAGGUCCCCCAGAGCAUUCUGGACGCGUUGGAGCCGAUAAAGGACAACGAGGAGGCUGUUAGGGCGUACGGCAUCCAACAAGGCACGGAGAUGUGCCGGCGCAUCCUGGAUGCGGGCAUCUCCACCCUGCACAUGUACACGCUCAACCAGGACAAGACCACCAUCGCCAUUCUCAAGAACCUGGGGCUCAUAGAAGCAUCCAACAUCCCUCGCGCUCUGCCCUGGCGGCCGUCCCCCAAUGUGCGCCGAUCCUCAGAGGACGUGCGCCCCAUCUACUGGUCCCUGCGCCCCCAGAGCUACCUGGUGCGCACAGCAGCAUGGACCAAGUUCCCCUCUGGCCGCCUGGGCCCUGCAGAGGCGCUGUCCUAUAGUGACCUGCCUGCCAAGCACAGGGCGUUCCUCAAGAGAAAGUCGCGGGCCACUGCACUCGCCAGGGACUGGGCUGUCCCUGUUGCGUCGACUGAAGAUGUGAAGCAGCUGUUUGCUCGGUUUGUGAGUGGCGAGGUGAGCAGCUUCCCCUGGAGCGAGGCGGUGGAGGCCUCAAUUUCCGCGGACUCGGCCCCCAUCAGCGCUCAGCUGCACGAGCUGAACGCUGCUGGUCUGCUCACCAUCAACAGCCAGCCGGCUGUGAAUGGAGCCAAGUCAGACGACCCUGUGCUUGGCUGGGGAGGCCCUGGGGGGUACAUCUACCAGAAGGCAUACAUCGAAUGCUUCGCCCCGCACGACAAGGUCACCACGUUGCUCGAGAAGGCCAAAGCCACGCCCUCCAUCUCCCUCAUGGCUGUCAGCUCCUCCGGUCACGUGCUCGCCACUGGCCCUGGCACACCCGCGUCCACCACACCGUUCUCUGCCAACGCGGUCACGUGGGGGGUGUUUCCGGGGAGGGAGGUGGUGCAGCCGACGGUGGCGGAUUUCAUGUCGUUCCUGGCGUGGAAGGAUGAGGCGUUUGGUGCGUGGGUGGAGGAUUGGGCUGGGCUGUACAAGGAGGAGGAGGAGGAGGGCACGCCCGUUGCUAAGAAACUCCUCCAAGAGAUCCACGACACCUAUUACCUUGUCAGUGUCGUUGACAACGACUACAUUCCACUCUGGUGCGUUGGCGUGCGGUUCUGUGCGGCGCUCUUCGAGACCCGCAGCCACGGCCAAUUGAUGCUUCCCAUCACCUGCACCUACAGUGGAUCCUUUCCCCAAGGGGAUCGAGGUGGCGAGAGCGGCUCGGCGCACUUUGAAGGCUUAGGUAGGAGCGCCAUCAGCUGCAGUAGAGGCGCUAGUAACAGCGGCAUCUCCGGCGGCAUUUACGGCGGAAUUCCCGGCGGGAUUUUUGGCGAUCUUGCGACGGGCGCAAGGCGGAUAAACACGCGCGCGCACGCGCCGCCGCCGGUUUUCACGGGCGAGCAGUGGACGACGGCGCACGCGUUCACGGCUGCUGAGGUGGCAGCGUUCGCGCACAUGACGGGCGACCUGAACCCUAUCCACCUCGACGCGCGCGCGGCGGAGGCGGCGGGAUUCGCGGAGUGCGUGGUGCACGGGAUCCUGGCGGCUAGCCUGUUCCCCGCGCUCAUCGCGAAACACCAUCCCGGUGCCAUCUACGUGUCGCAGACGCUUCGCUUUCUAGCGCCCGUGCAUGUGGGCGAGCAAGUGACAGCGACAGUGGAGGCGAUUUCAGUGGUGGCACACCGGCACAGAUUCAGAGUCACGUUUGCCUCCAAGGCGUUCAAAGAGCCGCGAGUCACACCAGGCGCAGCAGCAUCAGGGGAAGAGGCCUCCCCCCGGCCUGUGCUGGCACUGGAUGGCAUUGCUGUCGCCAUCAUUCCUCCUUUCAAAAAGGACCCACCCAAACCCAUGGAGUGUAGAGACGACGAGUUGCGUACUGGUUUGCAAGCACUGUAG